CCUACCAAGGGGGGGGGUAUCUUGUUUCUCUUUCUCCCUCUCUCUCUCUCUCUUUCUCCCCCUCUCUCCGCGGGCUCGAGUCGUCCUUCGUGACCGCAGUCAUGGAGGCAGAUGGGAGUCAAGCCAUCUCGGGCAGCCCCAGCGACUCGCAGCACGACCCCGGUAAAAUGUUUAUUGGCGGCCUGAGUUGGCAGACCUCCCCAGAUAAUCUUAGAGAUUAUUUUAGCAAAUUUGGAGACAUUAGAGAAUGUAUGGUCAUGCGGGACCCAACUACAAAACGCUCCAGGGGGUUUGGUUUCGUUACAUUUGCUGAUCCGGCAAGUGUUGAUAAAGUAUUAGCUCAAGCUCAUCAUGAAUUAGAUUCCAAGACGAUUGACCCCAAAGUUGCAUUUCCACGAAGAGCUCAACCUAAGAGGAUCUUCUCUGCUGUUGCUUCCUGCCCCCUGGAACAUCUUGUGUCCCCAUCCUCACCGCACCCCCGAUGUGAGGUGGGCCCCCAACCUUCUUAUCUUUUCGUAAGGGCCUAAAGACGUGGCUCUGCCAGUCGGCUUGGGGCCCCAGUGCAGGAACCGUGCAAUCGAGGCGGUUGCUUGAGUAAUAAUAGAUCCUACCUCCCCACCACCACCACUCUGCCCCUGUCCUCCCCAUGUUUCCUUGGUUUUAAUGUCUGAUUUUUUUUUUUUUGUGUUUUAACUGUAUAUGUAACUGUAAGCUGCCCAUAGUUA
This is a messenger RNA of Crotalus tigris (Tiger rattlesnake), 725 nucleotides long. Its product is annotated as RNA-binding protein Musashi homolog 2-like. Gene Ontology annotation, cellular component: cytoplasm. Bases 102 to 527 code for a protein of 141 amino acids. The record is from RefSeq and is a predicted model, not a curated record. The transcript has 6 exons. Lineage: Eukaryota; Metazoa; Chordata; Lepidosauria; Squamata; Viperidae. Gene Ontology annotation, molecular function: RNA binding.